Messenger RNA from Adineta steineri, 420 nucleotides. Lineage: Eukaryota; Metazoa; Rotifera; Eurotatoria; Adinetida; Adinetidae. The record is from the annotation of a GenBank genome assembly.
AUGAACGUAAUGCGUGCAAUUGUCAUUAAAGAAUUUGGUGAUGCUAACGUAUGUAAAUUAGUAAGAGAUGUACCUAUACCUAAUAUUCAAGCUCGAGAAGUAUUAAUUCGUGUACAUGCAGCUGGUGUUAAUCCAGUAGAUACAUAUAUUCGAUCAGGUUCCUAUAGUCGUCGACCUACUUUACCAUAUAUUCCAGGACUUGAUUCAGCGGGUACUAUUGAAAAAAUUGGUGCUGAUGUUACUAAAUUCAAAGUUGGUGAUCGAGUUUUUACAGUAAAUACUAUAACAGGCACUUACGCUGAAUUUUGUGUUGCUCGUGCUGAUUUUGUCUUUCCAUUACCAGCAAAUGUUACAUUCGAACAAGGUUCAGCACUUGGUGUACCUUAUUUUACUGCCUAUCGAGCACUUGUUAUCAAGUAA